AUGCCAGGACUCUCUCCUGAUCCUAUAUGGAAGAAACGUAAGAGGGAAGAUGAAGUUUCCCUCGCUCGUCCAACCUAUAUACCCUCCUUUCGAGUAGAGGAAUAUGACUGUCCACACCCUCUGCAAGACUCGAAUCUUCGACCGCGUUGCGCGCCUCGAAAACGCAGACACAUUGGACCCUACCUCCUCCCACAGCAAAUCCAACAACCCCAACAACCAUCCCACCUCUCGCCCAAUUUCUACACAACAGACCCUUAUUCGCCUCCUAUCUCUCCCAAAACCCUCGUUCCUCUGCAUUACCCACAAUCGGCAUCUCCAUCGGCCCUUCGUCCCUGCCACAUCUGCCAUCGACGGCCCACCACCCGACAAGUGCUCGAUGCUUACGCAGAUUGUGAUCUGUGUCACGAGCGGGCAUGUUUCAUUUGUCUCCGACAAUGCGACAGCCCCAGCUGCCAGAACCUGGCAGGCUCAAAUCACAACCACGCUGAUGUGGACGCAGCCGAAAACUCUAAGCGGAAGAUCUGCUCCUCCUGUGCCGUCGAAGACAUAACCCAGACUGGAGCGGAAAUUGUCCGCUGUUUGGAUUGUGUACGUGAAUGGGAUUCACAAUGGGCUCUUGAUGACAUGCAUCAAGAUUGA
Messenger RNA from Penicillium olsonii, 639 nucleotides. NCBI's taxonomy places the organism in Eukaryota, Fungi, Ascomycota, Eurotiomycetes, Eurotiales, Aspergillaceae. The record is from the annotation of a GenBank genome assembly.